AUGGCCAGUGCCUAUGACCCUUCCACCUGCCAAGGGCAAGUGGACCUGUGGAGGCGCAGGGAGGGCUCCGCCGUCGGUUCCCAAGGCAACGGGUUUCAACAGUUCGAGCCCAGCUCGUGCCUGGAGGCCUCCUGGCGCCCACCAGCCGGCAUAUGCGCCGCCGAGAUGGACCGUCACGUUGCCCAGCGAUACCUGCUCAGGCUGCGGCUCGGAAAGGGGGCCUAUGGCAUCGUGUGGAAGGCGGUGGAUCAGAGGACUGGCGAGGUCGUGGCCAUCAAGAAAAUCUUUGAUGCCUUCAAGGACAAGACGGAUGCCCAAAGGACGUUCCGGGAAAUCAUGCUGCUCCAGGAGUUUGGGGACCAUCCCAACAUCGUCCGCCUCCCGGGUGUGACCUGGGCAGAGAAUGACAGGGACAUUUACCUGGUGUUUGAGUCUAUGGACACCGACCUGAAUGCCGUCAUCUGCAAGGGCACACUGCUAAAGGACAGCCACAAGCGCUACGUCUUCCACCAGCUCCUGUGGGCCACCAAGUUCAUUCAUUCAGGAUGAGUUAUCCACCAGGACCAGAAACCAUCCAACGUUCUCCUGGACGCCAGCUGUUUGGUGAAGCUCUGCGACUUUGGCCUCGCCCACUCCCUCAGCAGCCUCCCUGAGGGGCCCGAGGGCCAUGCCCUGACGGAGUGCGUGGCCACGCGAUGGUACCGGGCUCCGGAGGUGUUCCUGUCCUCGAGCUGGUACACCCCCGGGGUGGACAUGUGGAGUCUGGGCUGCAUCCUGGGGGAGAUGCUAGCGGGGCGGCCCCUGUCCCCGGCACGUCCACGCUUCCAGCUGGGGCUGAUCCUGGAGGGCAUCCCACCACCCUCCGAGGACGACCUCCUGGCUCUCGGCGCUGGCUCCGGCGCCUCGGUUGUGCAGCGCCUGGGGUCCCGCAGGAAGGGGGGGCGGACCCUGGAGCGGCUGAGAGGCCGGCUGCCCACAGGCCGGGCCCUGGACCUCCGCGAGUGGCCCCUGGUGUUUGCCCCCGACAAGCGGCUCAGCGCGGCCCAGGCCCUGCAGCACCCCUACGUGCAGCGGUUCCACUGCCCGGCCCGGGAGUGCACCCUGGAGGCGGACGUGCGGCUCCCGGUGCACGAAGGAGCCCAGCUCUCGGACCGAUAUCGCAGCCGCCUCUAUCAGAUGAUCCUGGAGCGCAGGGGUAACGUCCGCGUCCCGAGGGAGACGGGCCUGGGCGGCGUCCCCACGCCCCCGGUGCCCCCACUCAAACCCAGAGCCGCGGCCAAGCUGCCCUCGGGCUCGCCUGCGCGGAAGCCCGGACGCCGGCCUCGAAGUAACCCCGGUCACGGCCCCGCGCACGAUGUCCCCGGCGGAGCCAAGGACCCUCCCAGGCAGAGCUCGGCCCCCCUGCACCAGCCUCCGCCCCCAGGAGGUCUUGGGAGAGGGAAAGGGCCCCGCUGGGCGACGGCAGGACUCCCCUCGGCAUCCUGCUGGGUGAAGCCCAGCGGGAGGGGGGCGGCGCCCUCCUUGACCUCGCAGGCCGCCGCCCAGGUGGCCGUCCAGGCCUUGAUCCGGAGUGACCGGAACCCGGGCCGUGGUGGCAACGCGGCCGGCGCGUGACCGGUGAGCCCGUUCCUCCCCGGCCUCCCCGGAGGCCGGCCCGGCCGGAGGAUGUUCAGCGCCUCGGCCUCGCAGGAGGCCCAGGGGGCCGCGCGGGCCGCGCUCGGGGGCUGCUCCCAAGCCUACGGGACCGUCUGCCACUCGGCGCUGGGCUGCCUGCCCCUGCUCCCCGGACCCCGCGCCUGAGCCGCCCUAUGGGUCUUCAACCGGCCAUCCCCGGCACCCAGCCCCGCGCCCCUCCCCCAGUCCCUGGAUUGCCCCU
Messenger RNA from Delphinapterus leucas (beluga whale), 1876 nucleotides. The record is from RefSeq and is a predicted model, not a curated record. Lineage: Eukaryota; Metazoa; Chordata; Mammalia; Artiodactyla; Monodontidae.